AUGGCCCUUCAUCUGGCGGCGCGCGUCUCCUUUAGAACGCUCUCACGUUCUGCGAGCUUCGCGCUCCCCGCGAGAGGGCUCCACACAACACCAGUUGUUUUGAAGAAGAAGGCCGCAAGAGCGACAAUUGAAGAAGAUAUCGACCUCUUCGACGAGCCUGUUGAAGACCUGUUCUCCUCUGGCCCAGAAAAGAAGGCUUCAACAUCAGCCACAACUUCUACCGCCGUUCCAUCAACGCAAGAGAGAAAAGGCCGACGAUUGGACCCCAAUGAACGCCAGAAACGGUUUACCCAGCUCGUCCAGUUCACGGAGCCGCGAGUUGGCCGGAAUCCCACCAAAACGUCGCCCCUGCUUCGCCGCACGGUGUUCCCACAGUUAAUACACCUCGCAAUGACUGCUGAAGACAUGAAGACGAUCUCCAACCUCAUGAUUUCGUGGAAGGAGGGAAAUUUGGGUACCCAGGGCAAGGCGCGGUUCGAUGCAAACGGGAGACCAAAAGGAGUUAGGCCGUUUGACGAGCCCACGAGCGAGCUCUUUACGCGGCGAUGCUCUGAAUUUGGAAUCCCAGAACAUGCGCUCACCGUCUUCGGAGACUCCCCGACUUACGCGCUUCCAUUGACGCUUUCUGCUGGUCGGCGACUGCUUCGCAGUCUGAUAGCGGGUGAACGCCCCUUUGUCGAAGUUGUCACUGCCGCGGCGCUUUACGAAGUUCAUGGCCUUCCAUCUGUGCAAGAGGACUUUGCAUCGUGCGCUCUGCUACUUGGCGCAUGUGUAAAACAUCUCGGAAGUAACCCGUUGGAUAAGAAGGCUAAAGCCCUCUUUGCUCAGCUAGUUCCAGCAUUAGAAAAAGGGCUGGCAGAUGCAGAGCCUAUUCCAGCAAGUCGUGACGUUUGGGAGAAGAGCUUGCGGGAGUGGUUGAAGGCGUCAAUGAAGGACAUCAACGCUUCCCUUCAAACGCAAGGCAAACCAAGAGACUGGCUAGAGUUAUGGAUGUCCCGCAGCCGUUUCUUUCCGACGCCAGUUAACGUUUAG
Mycena indigotica is the source of this 1032-nucleotide messenger RNA. RefSeq lists its product as uncharacterized. The coding region runs from base 1 to 1032 and encodes 343 amino acids. NCBI's taxonomy places the organism in Eukaryota, Fungi, Basidiomycota, Agaricomycetes, Agaricales, Mycenaceae. The transcript is spliced from 2 exons. The record is from RefSeq and is a predicted model, not a curated record.